Messenger RNA from Frieseomelitta varia, 5379 nucleotides. RefSeq names its product copper-transporting ATPase 1 (gene ATP7). Gene Ontology annotation, biological process: copper ion homeostasis; monoatomic cation transport. Bases 567 to 4337 code for a protein of 1256 amino acids. Gene Ontology annotation, molecular function: ATP hydrolysis activity; ATP binding; copper ion binding. Gene Ontology annotation, cellular component: trans-Golgi network; perinuclear region of cytoplasm; membrane. The transcript has 14 exons. NCBI's taxonomy places the organism in Eukaryota, Metazoa, Arthropoda, Insecta, Hymenoptera, Apidae. The record is from RefSeq and is a predicted model, not a curated record.
UUGUCCGUGUCUUUCACAGAGCAGGACUUUCUCUCUUAUUUUCCGAUAUGCAUGCAUGCAUGUAGAUAUACCUAGUCGCAACGAAACACCCAUUUACUCGCAGCUAUUCAAUGUUUCACGGCCAGUGUUAUUAUUCGAUCUAGUUAAUUUCGUUUUUUUCAAAUUUUUUUCGUGUUUCCGCUUGUUUGUUUGUACAGUUAUUAUCGACAAUGUUACACGAAUUCGAAACGAAAAUAAUGAAACCUGUUGCACGAUUUGUUUCCAUUUUCUCCUGUCUGUUUGGUCCUCUACGAAUUUUCGUGUCGGGUUUCACGUUGAAAGGCAGUGUUUUCAAAGAAACGAGAUAAAGACUUGCGUUGCUAUUGCGUCAAUGUUCUUAUGGUGAUUUACACCAUAGUCGUGUUAAAAGCAUACUUUUGAUCGUCAAGUAUUAAUAUUAUUUUAAUAUCAGUGUUAAUGUUAAAGAAUAAGUGAGUUGCUUCAAAUCCGAAUGAAAUUUUAUUUAUUUACAAGUUCGAUCGUUACGCACUGAAAAGGAUGUUGGAAAUGAGCAAAGGAGCAAUCUGAUGGAUGAGGACGAAGUUGUUUACGACGGGAGGACACAGUUGCUCCACGUUCCUCCGCCGCAGGAAAUCGAACACUCCACGAACGCCGCGUCCACCACGAUGAGAGUGAACAUCGAGGGUAUGAGAUGUCAGAGUUGCGUGAAGAACAUCGAAGGGACCAUAGGCAGCCGGCCGGACGUUUUAAGCGUCAAAGUGAACCUGCAGGAAAAGCUCGGUUACAUCGAGUACAAAGCGGGCGAAGUUACGCCCGGCGAACUGAUCGAAGCAAUAGAAGACAUGGGCUUCACCGCUUCGUUACGCAGCGCCGACGAGAGUGGCUCCGUCGAGAGGCACCGUGACGGUCGUUCGUUGCAAUCGGCCGUCAGUACUUGCACGAUACACAUCGAUGGAAUGACCUGUAUGUCUUGCGUGAAAACCAUUACCGAAACGUUGUCGGAGAAAACGGGGAUAAAACAGGCGAACGUUAGCUUGGAGAACAAGGAAGCGACCGUUUCUUACAGCGAUAAGGAACUAACGGCCGAGCAGAUAUCGGGCUUCGUCGAGGAAAUGGGUUUCAGCUCGUUCGUUAAAGAGGUGAACGGUAAGGUCCCGGAUGGAAAAACGCCGACGAAUAACGCUUCUGCACAGCUUUCCGCGGAGCUGUCUCUGCCAAUGAACGGGGGCGGUGAUGUGAAGGGGCCUCGUGAUCAAAAGGCAAAAUGCCUUCUACACAUAACGGGGAUGACCUGUGCUUCCUGUGUUGUUGCCAUAGAGAAACACUGUAAAAAAUUGUACGGUGUGAAUGGUAUCUUGGUCGCGUUAAUGGCGGCCAAAGCAGAAGUCACGUUCAACCCGGAGAAGAUAAGGGCGGUUGACAUUGCGUCCAGCAUAUCCGAAUUAGGCUUCCCUACUACGUUGAUCGAGGAGCCGGGGACCGGCGAAGGAGAAAUUGAAUUGAAAAUCACAGGUAUGACGUGCGCGUCGUGCGUGAAUAAAAUAGAAUCGACCGUGAAGAAAUUGCCAGGUGUCCAUUUGGCCGCAGUUGCGUUAGCAACUCAGCGCGGCAAGUUCAAAUACGAUGUGGAAAAAAUUGGCAUCAGGGACAUUAUUGAUUGCAUCAAUAAGCUAGGUUUCACUGCGGUGUUAUUCAGUAAUAAAGAUAAGGAAAACAGAGACUACUUGGAUCAAAGGGAAGAGAUAAACAAGUGGAGGACGGCGUUUCUGGUAUCCUUGAUCUUCGGUAUACCAUGUAUGCUAGCUAUGACGUAUUUUAUGGUGAUCAUGUCUUUUGGUGAAAAAACGCACGAAGACAUGUGUUGCGUGGUACCUGGUCUUUCCUGGGAGAAUCUAAUUCUUUUCAUAUUUUCCACGCCGGUCCAGUUUUUUGGCGGCUGGCAUUUUUACGUUCAAGCGUACAAAGCUUUGAAACAUGGUACAACGAAUAUGGACGUCUUGAUUUCCAUGACUACCACCAUAUCUUACUUGUACUCAGUCGCCGUACUUACAGCAGCCAUGAUAAUGGAGGCACACGUCAGCCCUCAGACGUUUUUUGAUACUCCUCCAAUGUUGUUAGUGUUCAUUAGUUUAGGAAGAUGGUUGGAACACGUUGCAAAGGGCAAAACUUCGGAAGCUUUGUCAAAGUUGUUGUCGUUGAAAGCAACGGACGCGGUCCUGAUCACGUUGGGCCCGAACAAUGAAAUAUUAUCGGAACGUUUGAUCAGCAUAGACUUGGUACAACGCGGUGACAUCCUAAAAGUGGUGCAAGGUGCCAAAGUUCCCGUCGACGGUCGAGUUUUGUCGGGUAACUCCACCUGCGACGAGAGUCUGAUCACCGGCGAGAGCAUGCCGGUACCGAAGAAGAAAGGAUCGAUCGUAAUAGGCGGCUCGAUAAAUCAGAACGGCCCCCUUUUGAUCACUGCCACGCAUACGGGGGAGCACACAACGUUAGCACAAAUUGUACGAUUAGUGGAGGAGGCGCAGACGAACAAAGCUCCUAUUCAACACUUAGCCGACAAGAUAGCAGGUUACUUCAUCCCUCUUGUUAUAGCCGUCUCUAUAGUGACUCUGCUCGUUUGGAUAAUCGUGGGAUACGUGAAUAUAAACAGUUUGCCAAUCUCGCACAACGAUCAGAUCAAUAAGCACGGGAUGAACAGAGAAGAGAUUAUAUUCCAAUACGCUUUCCGAAGCGCGCUUUGCGUGCUAGCGAUCGCUUGUCCAUGUGCGUUGGGACUGGCGACGCCGACUGCCGUUAUGGUCGGUACUGGAGUCGGCGCGCUGAACGGUAUCUUGAUAAAGGGCGCCGAGCCGUUGGAAAAUGCGCACAAAGUGAAAUGCAUCGUGUUUGACAAGACCGGGACGAUAACGCACGGCGUGCCAAUGGUGACAAAAAUAAAUCUCUUCGUGAACGAAACGGUUUGCUCGCUGGCAAAGUUCUUGGUCAUUAUUUGCACGGCUGAAACGAAUAGCGAGCAUCCGAUCGCAUCAGCGAUUGUUCGGUACGUGAAGGAGACAAUAGGCUCCGAAGCAACUGGCCAGUGUGUGAAUUUUCAAGCAGUCGCCGGCUGUGGACUGAAAUGCAAAGUGUUGCACAUCUCGACCACGUUGGCAGAAGCGUUGAAGUCUGAGAAAAUUCUGAACUACGUGAACGAGGUGAAGGGAUUGCCAUCAUCCGGGACGCAUGUUUUGAACAGCGUGUCGAUUGAUAUUACGCCGGUUGCGAACACCGGUCAGGAGAGACAAAACUUGGAGUUGUUGCUAAGUCCGGAUUCUCAUGGUGAUCAAACCAGCCCCGACGAUGUGUAUGAAAUUUGCAUCGGCAACAGAGAGUGGAUGCGAAGGAACGCCAUAAAUAUACCGCAAGAAGUGGAGGCGAAAAUGACUGCCGAGGAAGAUUUAGGGAACACUGCUGUUUUAGCUGCGGUGAAUAACGUACUGGUGGCUAUGAUCAGCGUAGCCGACACGGUUAAACCGGAAGCCCAUCUGGCGAUUUAUACUUUGAAAAAGAUGGGUUUAGAAGUGAUACUUUUGACAGGGGAUAAUAGAAAGACUGCAGUUUCCAUUGCCAGACAAGUUGGUAUUACUAGAGUAUUUGCAGAAGUGUUACCAUCGCACAAAGUUGCAAAAAUCCAGCGUUUGCAGGAUCAGGGCUUGAGAGUUGCGAUGGUGGGAGAUGGUGUCAAUGAUAGUCCUGCUCUUGCGCAGUCGGACGUUGGAAUUGCGAUAUCUUCCGGUACGGAUGUUGCUGUUGAAGCUGCCGACGUUGUCCUCAUGCGAAACGAUCUUCUAGAUGUUAUCGCGUGUCUGGAUUUAUCGAGGAAAACAGUUCUUCGAAUAAGGCUGAACUUCUUAUUUGCUAGCAUCUAUAAUUUAUUGGGCAUUCCUAUUGCUGCGGGAAUAUUUAGCUCUUUUGGGUUCUUCCUUCAACCUUGGAUGUCGUCGGCGGCGAUGGCGUUGAGCUCGGCAUCUGUUGUUGGUAGUUCUUUGUUAUUGAAAUUGUAUCGUAAACCGACGAAGGCUACUUUAGAAACGCCAGAAUACUUAUCAGCGAUGCACGCUCGUUCUACCGCAACAAUGAUUGACUUAGACACGAUAUCACUUCAUCGUGGUUUAGAUGAUUCUGUAAUACCUAUUAUGCAUAGAUCAACAUCGACAUUGUCCAGGCUAUUUAGGCGAUCUAAGGACGAUGUAGAAGGUCGACUUCUAAGUGAAGAUAUCGAUGAAAUUGAUUUGGUAACAGAUUUUUCUGAUUAUCGAAAAAAUAUAAAGGACCAUACAAACAUAACACCUUUAUGACUUUUGUACUGAUUGACUAUGCCAGCACACAGUGGGAUAAAUGCAUUUGUUUGUGACAGAAUAUCAUCAGACAUCAUUGUUGAAUUUAUACUGUAAGCAUUAAAGUCUGCUUGAAUAUUACUGAUAUCCUUAUUGGAAAUGUGUGGUAAGUUUUUGUUAUUCAUCAUAGGACAUAUAUCUGUAUGAAAGUUCAAAUUACUUUGUCCUUCUAAAUGAUCUUUUAUCAGUGGCAAUUGUUGAGAAGCAACAGAAUUUUUCAUAUCAAAGUUUGAUUCCAAAUUAUUGAUCUGAGGAGUGCAAAUGGAUUGUGCAUUUUGUAAUGAAUGAUAAUUAUUAUUGUUGUUAAUAGAAGUGAUGUUACUGCAUCUAUUCAAAUAGCAGUCAUUGUAAAAAUUUGAAUUCAAUGAGAGAUUGUUAUGCAUUGAAUGGUGUAUAUUAUUAUGUUGCAAAUUUUCGCUGUUAGUCAAAUUUUCAUAUUGUGUAUUAGAUAUGUUAUAAAGUAAAUCUUUAUUCACAUGACUGCAGUUUUGAUAUUCUUCAGAGAUAUCUUGUGAAUUUACCAAAUUGUAUGAAAAACGUGUCUCUUCCAUGUCAGAAAAUUUCUUUGAAUCUAGUUUUGAUUGAGCAAAAUGUUCUAUGUCAUUCAAUAUAUUUAAGUCAUUAUGUUCAAUAUUAUGGUUCAUAUACAAAUGAUUGUAAUUAUUAUUGUUUGAAAAAGUUUGAUCGUUGUAAAGAUAUUUAUUUUGUUUUCUACCAUUCAUAUUAUUUACAGGAGGAAUCUCUGCAUAUUUCAGUACAUCUUGUUUUGGAAUAUCUUCUACAUGUUGAUUUUCAUUAUAAUAUGAAUUUUCAAUUGUCUCUCCAUCAUUUUUAGAUUUUAUUUUUUGCGUGUCAGGCAAUUGGUCAUAAAAGCAGGGCUUUUUAUCAAACAUAUUCUGUGUAUCAACGAAAAAGCUUGUAAACGAUGGUAAAUCCUUGUUUGUUCUAUAAUGCCCGUCUGAUUUAUAUUUUGCAAAUAAAAUAUAUAAUUCAUCUUGUGUAA